GAUAGCAUCUUAGAAAAUGACCAAAAGAAGGACACUAUAUGGCGAUAAAAUUGGGAGUUAUUACUACGAAAGCCACGUUUUUCACCCAAACAUCGAUUUUCUAUCUUUAGAUAAGGUGGACCCACAGACUCUGGGCAACAUUCUUUGACAUUGGGUAGUUCGCGAGGCAUUUAAAACGGGUUUCAUCUGCGGCGGAAAAGGUGCACCCUUAGCCGUUUUUUUUUUUCUCUCCCAUCGACAAGAAUGUCGCGAAACAACAAAAAUCCUCUUAUCCAGAAAAUAGCAAAACAAGCCUUCACGACUUUUAAAGGUUUGAAAUGCUCGGAACACGGAGAUAGUAAAGUUUUUGCAGAAAAACAGGCCAAGCUCAUUUCCUUAGUGACCGCGCUUCGGGCUAAUGAUCUCAAGAUCGCUCCCCGGGAAAACAAAGCGACCUCCGGGACAUCGGAGCUUGAGCCUCCCCCUGUCACCUACAUGCACAUUUGUGAGACGGACGUGUUCAGCAUGGGGAUAUUCCUACUCAGAACCGGAGCCUCCAUACCUCUCCACGACCAUCCAGGCAUGAACGGGAUGCUGAAGGUCCUCUACGGGAAGGUGAACGUCAGUUGCUUCGAUAAGUUAGAAAGUGGUCAGACAGUCGGCAGUGCCCUUCCUCGCUUUGAGACCCCACCGGCUCCGUUCCAACGCGCUUCUCUGCGACGUUCCUUGCUCCGAUCGGUGACUGAGUACUCGGAGAACAGCGGACCGUGCCUCCUUACGCCGUUACGGGAUAAUCUCCACCAAAUCGACACAGUGGACGGACCCGCCGCUUUCCUCGACAUACUGGCGCCGCCGUACGAUCCGGACGACGGGCGGGACUGUCACUAUUACAAAGUUCUGAAAACUGUGGCAGAUAACCAGGAGCUGCAGGAAGAGGAGCGGGGGAAAGAGAAAGAAAUGUGGCUUUUAGAAAUUCCUCAGCCGGAGGACUUCUGUUGUGGAGGAGAGCCUUACCCGGGUCCCGUAGUUUCUGUGUGAAAACCCGUGGAACUAUAGCAGUACUGCAAUGCGUAUUGUGACAUUAACUCAUUUCAUUUAUGAACAGGGAAGACAAAUAUCAGGGUCGUUCAUACCUUGAGUGCUUUAUUAAAAAGCUACAAAGAAAGUAAAUUAAGUUGAGGUUAGUGACAUACUCUACGCAGUGGAAAUUCAACUAUUUAGUAUUGGAUUGUAAUUGUGAUUUUCCAGAAGGAUGUCACUUUUUUUUUUUUUUUUUGGACCAUUUUGCCUUGUACACAUGAAUGUAAUCUUGAAGUAGAAUUUACUCUGAAAGAUCUGAUUGCUCAGAGCUUGUAUCUCCAAGUUGAAAUACCUUGGACUAACAGAGGUGUUGAUUACUUAAAUCAGAGCACAUUAUUUGAGUUCUCGUCGCAGAACAAUAAGCUUUAAAAUACUUUUGCAAUGCAUAAUCACUAGUUUUAUCCUUAUUUAUUCCCAGCUAAAGAUGUUUUUUUAGCAAAUGCUAUACACAUUUCAUGAUGUUUUUUUUUUCAUAUAUUUACCUAAAGGAGUUUUAUUGUGUGUGAAUGGCUUGGGUUAGCAGUGUUGCAACGAUGACACAAUUUCUUUGUUUGCUGCCCUUUGAUUUAAAUUGUAAUCAAUAAGUAAAGUGCAUCUUAAAAUGUUGAAAAGUCAAGUCAGAUUAUUGUCUUUGUAUAAUAUAUUGCAUCCGGGAAUUAUUUCUUGGCAAUUUAUUCUCGGGUGUAAGGGAAAGCUAAAUAUAAUUUCGGUUCAGUU
This is a messenger RNA of Corythoichthys intestinalis (scribbled pipefish), 1776 nucleotides long. RefSeq names its product 2-aminoethanethiol (cysteamine) dioxygenase a (gene adoa). Gene Ontology annotation, molecular function: oxidoreductase activity, acting on single donors with incorporation of molecular oxygen, incorporation of two atoms of oxygen. Gene Ontology annotation, cellular component: mitochondrion. The transcript is spliced from 2 exons. Lineage: Eukaryota; Metazoa; Chordata; Actinopteri; Syngnathiformes; Syngnathidae. The record is from RefSeq and is a predicted model, not a curated record. Bases 244 to 1017 code for a protein of 257 amino acids.